Carya illinoinensis is the source of this 1405-nucleotide messenger RNA. Its product is annotated as protein C2-DOMAIN ABA-RELATED 11. The record is from RefSeq and is a predicted model, not a curated record. Bases 523 to 1026 code for a protein of 167 amino acids. The transcript has 4 exons. NCBI's taxonomy places the organism in Eukaryota, Viridiplantae, Streptophyta, Magnoliopsida, Fagales, Juglandaceae.
UUCCAUUAUUUUUUUGGGUUUGUUUGCUUUUCGAGCAUGGCCAUUUUCUCGUGUCUCACACUGUUGUUUUACUAGUCAUUUCGGUUAUCGAUUGGUUUUGUGUUCGCUAUUGGUUACUCGGUUUUGUAUUGUAGUUGCUGUUGUUGUUUUUGCAUUAAUUCAGGGUUUUGAUUUGAGCUUGUACUCAACAUGAAUAGAUAAUGCUGGGAUUUUCUUGUUUACUAGUUUAUAUGCUUUCAUGCAGAGCCUCUUAAUUUCUUUUCCUUUCAUUGAAAAUGUCCCAGAUUUUCCCUAAUUUAAGCUCACCUUUCACGUAAGCAUGCUUUAUGGUGUAUUUAUGUGUGUAUGUAGGAGUAUAUGUAUGUUGGUAUGUAUGCAUUUGUUUAUCUAAGAUAAGUGCGUCUAGUUGGGAGUUGUAUUGAGAAUGAUAUUCGGAGUGGAGACAUCUUUUUAGUUCUCCUGGUGUUAUUCAGCGCAGUUUUUGGCCUCUUUGUGGCGUUUAGGCAUUCUUAGGAGCUGAUUAUGGCGGAGCCACUGGGACUGCUGAAAGUGAUGGUGGUGCAAGGGAAAAGAUUGGUAAUCCGAGAUUUCAAGAGCAGCGAUCCUUAUGUGGUAGUUAAGUUAGGCUCUCAGACGGCAAAGACCAAGGUUAUCAAUAGUUGCCUUAAUCCUGUUUGGAAUGAAGAGCUAAGUUUCUCUGUCACAGAACCAGUUGGAGUUCUAAAUUUUGAAGUAUUUGACAAAGACCGUUUCAAGGCAGAUGACAAGAUGGGACAUGCUCACCUCAGCCUUCAACCGCUAGUCUCUGCCGCCAGAUUGAGGCAGAUUCUUGGGGUUUCUUCUGGUGAGACAACAUUACGGAAGGUAGCCCCGGACAGUGACAACUGUCUUGUUGGGGAGAGCUCUAUUAGUUGCAUAAAUGGAGAGGUGGUGCAGAGCGUAUGGUUAAGGCUCUGUGGAGUUGAGUCGGGGGAGAUUGAACUAAAGAUCAAGUUAAUCAAUCCACCAGUUACUCCCCCAAGGUAGAUUUCUACAAAUACCGGUUUGCAUUGCAUAUCUUCAGAUUUCUAACAAUUAAGGGGCGGGAAAGAGCUGAAUGUGGUUGUAGUUAAGUUUUUCCUCAUGUAAACCCCUUUAUAGAUGUUAAAAAAAAUACACUUCUAAUGUAGAAUUAAUAUACGAAUGUGAGUAGGCUGAAGUGAAGCCAAGCUGUGUGUGAAUGUGUGUUUGUUUAAAAAAAAAAAAAAAAAAAAAGAGAAUGUGUGUUUAUUUAAAGUCAGAUGAAGUAGGAAUUCGAAUUGAUUUCUAUGGUCCUUUAAUCUGUAUUAUUAACUUGGCUUGUGAAUUAACAAGCUGUUGAAUGUCAAGAAUGGAAUUUGGCAUAAACUGCCUCGUUUGUUUCUUA